This is a messenger RNA of Eurytemora carolleeae, 1788 nucleotides long. Its product is annotated as acyl-CoA:lysophosphatidylglycerol acyltransferase 1. The transcript has 13 exons. The coding region runs from base 74 to 1156 and encodes 360 amino acids. Gene Ontology annotation, molecular function: acyltransferase activity. The record is from RefSeq and is a predicted model, not a curated record. Gene Ontology annotation, cellular component: endomembrane system. NCBI's taxonomy places the organism in Eukaryota, Metazoa, Arthropoda, Copepoda, Calanoida, Temoridae.
GGCCGAGCGCUGCGGCUAGGACAGUAUGCUUAAGCUUUGCUUAGUAUAGCUUGAUCGAACAAAUAGAAGUAAAAUGGAAACUCGAACCAAAGAGAUAUUGGUUCGUUGGGCCACCUACUUCGGCAGGACGGUUUGGGUAGUGCUCAACAACCUUUAUGUAAUUCCAGCCCAUAUUAUUAUACUCACUCUCUUCUCUCCUUUAGUCUACUUUCUUCCUCAACUUUACUACUUGCUGGAGGAGACAAUGUUUACCUGGAUGCUGUCCAUGGUAUCCUGCUGGAUUUGGAGUGCCGGAUACACUAUACUAGAGUCAGGAGACUCAUUAGAUCAAAGUUUGAGGGAACGAAUUCUCUUCAUGCCUAACCAUCAGUCCACUGCAGAUGUUCCGUUCCUGAUGACCUUGUUCACCCCGAGGUUUGGUAUGGGGGGAAGGGUCAUGUGGCUCAUGGAUAAGGUUUUCAAAUACACAAAUUUCGGAGCUUGCUCCUGGAUUCAUGAUGAUUUUUUUAUCCAAGCUGGCAAACAAACCAGAGAUCGAUCCUUAGUUGAACUCAGGGAGCACUUGACCCGUGUAUUCCAAACCAAGCAACGUGACUGCCUUGUUCUAUUCCCCGAAGGAGGAUUCCUAAGGAAAAGAAAGGCUGUAAGUCAGAGUUUUGCAAAAAAGAACGAUCUACCUCUGUUUGAACACGUGACAGUACCUAGAACUGGAGCACUCAAGGUUAUUAUGGAUGUACUCGGUCCAUCAGGAACCUCUCCUACCUCCACUCAUAUUAAAAAGGUUGUUGAUGUCACAAUUGCCUACCCUGAAGGAAAACCUUUGGAUCUUGUUUCAAUUAUCACCGGCUGGAGACCACCAUGUACUUCUCAUGUACACUACAGGGUGUUUGAUGUGGAAGAGUUGCCGAUGGAUCCUGACGAAAUGUUUAAGUGGAUGGUUCAGCUUUAUCAGGACAAGGAGAAGAUGCUAGAGGAGUUCUACCGGACCGGAGAGUUUCCUUACACCAUGUUCAAUCCCGGAGCUGAAGCUCCUAAACCCAUCCAACAUAUUCCGCUCCGCUACGCUCUACUCAACUCUAUCUUUAUAUUUGCAACUCUCUCCUUGAUUCUAAUAACUUACAGUCUAGUCACCUCUCUUAAAAACUCGAUAUAUUAGAUAUUCAGUAUUCUAUUCGGCAACUAUGUUGAAAUACAGGGAUUAAAAAAACAUUAGGAUUAAGUUACGACCUUUAAUCUACUUUAAAAUUAACACACUAGGAUUCAAAAUUCUAGAGUAGCUUUUUCUCCGGCUCAAUGGGUUCCGAAAGUGUCUUACUGAAGCUGUGCAGAUUUUAAUGUCACAAAUAUUAAAUAAUGACAAUUUCUUUUAAUCUUCACUUAAUUCCCAUGUUUUUUUACCGCCCUGUACAUAUUGUUAAACGGUCUGUGUACUCAGUACACAAGUUUCGAUAUUAUAUUAUUGAUUGAUAAACUGCACAAUGCAAUAUUACAAUAUUUAUUCAUAUCCGGCAUUAAUUAAACUGCUUUCUUUUUACAUCACACUAUACUACUUAUGAUCACAAUUCAGCCAUAUUAAAGGGAUUGCUCACGGUUUUAUUUAGAAUAUCGGCCUAAACAAAGCAAAAUAUGUCUUAGUUCAUGUACUGUUUUAAGAUCGUGGGCAGUCCCUUUAAGCCCGAAUCAAUUGAAUAACCACAUCGCUAUUCUAGUUUUUCAAAUUAUGGUCUCGUUAAUUUGUUUGUCUCGUUAUUAUUCUGUUAUUGGUCCAAAAUUCUGUAUACUUUCAGA